CCGGGCCGUCCAGUCCGGUGCGCGAGCUGGAGGGACGGGGUGGCGGCGGACGCAGGGGCAUGGCCACCACGCGCAGAGAGGAGUCGGAGCGACUGCUGGGGCCGGGCGGGUCGCCGGUCAGUGACUAUGGAUCCUGUGACGACACGGUCGGUUCAGAGUGUCCCGCCGACUCCGAGUCAGCCAACUCCAGCGAGGACCUCUCGCACAAACCGGAGAGCGACCAGAGCCUGGCCGCUCACAAGAAGCGCUCCAAGUUCAACUGCCGCCAACUAAUGUUUCUGGGAACGCUGGCCUCCAUUACGAUGACGUCAUCUCUGUCGCUGUGCAUCUUUCCACCGUUCUUUCCGAAGGUGGCCGAGAGCAAGGGCUUCAGCGCGUCUGUGUACGGCGCCAUCAUCGGCACCAACUGCCUGGUCUCGUUCGUCGUCACCCCGUUCCUCGGCCGCCACAUCGAGACGAUCGGCGUCGGCUUCAGCCUGGUGAGCGGCGUCUGCGCCAGCGGCGUAUCCUGCAUCCUCUGCGGCAUGCUCGAGAUGUUCCCGGCCAGCAUGUCCUUCGUGUACGCGGCGGUGGCGAUCCGCACCGUGCAGUCGAUCGGCAACGCCGGCAUCAUCAUCACCACCUUCACCUACACGAACCUGCAGUUCCCGCGUAGCACCGGCAUCAUAUUCGCCAUGAACCGGACCGUGAUGAGCGUGGCCCAGAUGUUCGGGCCGGGCCUCGGCGGCAUCUUCUACGAGCUGGGCGGCUUCUACAUGCCGUUCGUCGUGUUCGGCGCGCUGCACCUGGUGACACUGAUGCCGCUGGUCUGUGUGCUGCCCGACCGGCCGGAGGCGGUCACUCCGAAGAAGGAGAGUCCCGAGACGCCGGUCAGACGGCGGCUGUCGCCGGAGACGGAGCGCGAUCAGGACCCGCAGCCGCUGCGGCAGAUGCUGCGCAUCCCCGGCAUCUGGGUGGCGUUCGUCUCGUUCCUGGUGUCCACACUCAGCACCGGCUUUCUGUCCAUCACGCUGGAGGCGCAGAUCCUGCGCAAGUACGAGCUCUCGCACAUCUCGCUGGGGAUGAUGUUCGGCCUGAAGGACGGCGCGAGCAGCAUCACCUCGCCGAUCUGGGGCCUGCUGUGCGACAAGUUCCGCUGCGUCAAGGCCUACGUGGUGGUGACCUCUCUGACGGCGGCCGUGUGCUUCGCCGUGUUCGGCCCGCUGCCGGGAGUGCCGAUCCACCAGACGCUCGGACUGCUCAUCACGGCUCUCUCCCUGUACGGCGUGGCCAUCGGUGGCAUGCAGGUGUCGGGCAUGGUGGACGCCCUGCGAGAGGCCACCGGCAACGGCAUGGCCGACGACCCGACCACGCACGGCGUGGUCGCCGGCAUGUGGAGCUCCCUGAGCGGCGCCGGACGCUUCAUCUCGCGCUGCGGCGCCGGCAUCCUGGUGGACACGAUCGGCUUCCCGCGCGCCUCCUGCGUGGUGGUGACGCUGCACGCGCUCAUGGCCGGCCUCGCCUCCGGCUACAUCUGUCUGUUUGGGGAGAACCAGCGGCGCGGCCGCAGCGAGAAGUCGCGCCGCCGGCGGCCGGCGGGCGCGCGCCGCCGCUCUCCGGCCAGUUCAGACGACACGCCGCCGCCCCACCCCAGCGGCGCGCUGCAGGUGCCGCUGGUCACUCCGCGCGCCCGCUACACCAGCGAGGGCCGCAUCACCUACCUGACCCACUCGCUGCCUGACGUCGGCGGCGCCAGCAGCUACAACGCCCUGAUGGCCGAGUAGUGACUUGCCCAGCUGUACGUCAACAGCUGACCGCCACCAGGGCGCUGCUGUGGGGAGCGGAGCGGUCCGUGUCUCGCCGUGAUGUGGCGUGCCAGCUGCUGGAGCCGGUGCGGUGGCGAGCAGCCGCGGAGACCACCCACCCAGUGCUGUGUAAAGUGAGGCAGUGCGAGACGGGCGCGCGGAAGCUGGCGACUCCGUGAGACACCAUCCCGAGCGCUGAAGGAGAUUGACGUCGACUCGCUGCACCGUUCUGCCGAUACCGGAGUGCGGGUACGCGCGCCGCAGGUUAUACCCCCACGAAGCAGCGCCGCUGUCCAAACGUCUCGUGACCAGCGUGUGAGGUGAAUGAUAGAAGACAGCCGUCUGUUGUAACCGGCGCCGGUCAACCGAACUCAGGAUAAGGAUGCUGACGAUACGCACGCAUAAAGCGAGACGUCUAGUCUGUGCUUUAUAUGACCUCGACUAUGGUUGUUGUGGAGUGCCAGUUGAUCGUAUAUGUAUUUAUUUAUCAAUUGUAUUUAUAUUGAAUCCAUUUGAUCGAUUGGUGCGUAAUGUAUUUCAGACAACUGUUCACGAUCCCUUAUGUACAGGAUGCAAGUGUCUUAUUGCAGUUGUGUGCAUCAUGCGUGCUGGUAACGCAUUAUGUUCCAUUGCAGUUGGAGUAAAAUGUGGUUCUUUUGCAUUUAAUUUAAACGUUUUGCUGGUAUGGUUUAUUUGGUAGGUACACACUACAUGCAAAUAAGACACAAAUGCAUAGAAACUGGCCAACUAAAAA
This is a messenger RNA of Amphibalanus amphitrite, 2538 nucleotides long. Its product is annotated as MFS-type transporter SLC18B1-like. Gene Ontology annotation, biological process: transmembrane transport. The transcript has a single exon. NCBI's taxonomy places the organism in Eukaryota, Metazoa, Arthropoda, Thecostraca, Balanomorpha, Balanidae. Gene Ontology annotation, molecular function: transmembrane transporter activity. The record is from RefSeq and is a predicted model, not a curated record. The coding region runs from base 60 to 1763 and encodes 567 amino acids.